Hippoglossus stenolepis (Pacific halibut) is the source of this 2929-nucleotide messenger RNA. It is a transcript of the gene zdhhc15b, whose product is annotated as zinc finger DHHC-type palmitoyltransferase 15b. NCBI's taxonomy places the organism in Eukaryota, Metazoa, Chordata, Actinopteri, Pleuronectiformes, Pleuronectidae. Gene Ontology annotation, biological process: peptidyl-L-cysteine S-palmitoylation; synaptic vesicle maturation; protein targeting to membrane. The transcript has 11 exons. The record is from RefSeq and is a predicted model, not a curated record. Gene Ontology annotation, molecular function: protein-cysteine S-palmitoyltransferase activity. The coding region runs from base 67 to 1074 and encodes 335 amino acids. Gene Ontology annotation, cellular component: endoplasmic reticulum; Golgi apparatus.
GCGGCCGAUGGAUGAAUCCCAGGCCUGGCAGUCGAUCGCAGAUGCGCUCGGGCGCUGAGAUGGAACAUGGCUCUGUCCAGAGGUCUGAGAUGCUGUCAGAGGGUUUUCUCCUGGAUUCCGGUGCUAAUCAUCACCUCCGUGGCGCUGUGGUCUUACUACGCCUACGUGUUUGAGCUGUGCCUGUUUACAAUAACCAACACAGCGGAAAAGGUCGUCUAUCUACUAGUAUUUCAUGUUUGCUUCGUGAUGUUCUCCUGGACCUACUGGAAGUCCAUCUUUACCCCUCCCGCUUCACCAUGCAAAAAGUUUCAGCUCUCAUACUCGGACAAGCAACGAUACGAGAUGGAGGAGAGGCCAGACGCUCAGAAGCAGAUCCUGGUUGAAAUUGCAAAGAAACUGCCCAUCUCCACUCGAGCGCAAUCCGGAGCUAUCAGGUUCUGCGACCGCUGCCAGGUACUGAAGCCUGACCGCUGUCACCACUGCUCGGUUUGUGAAACAUGCGUUCUCAAGAUGGACCACCACUGUCCCUGGGUUAACAACUGUGUGGGAUUUUCCAACUACAAGUUUUUCCUGCUUUUCCUCUCCUACUCCAUGGUGUACUGUGUAUUCAUUGCAGCGACAGUCCUUCAGUAUUUCCUCAAAUUCUGGGUGGGGGAGUUUCCAAAUAGGCCUGCAAAGUUCCAUGUCCUCUUCCUCAUGUUUGUGGCGCUCAUGUUCUUCGUCAGUCUCAUGUUCCUCUUUGGCUACCACUGUUGGUUGGUGGCCAAGAACAGAUCAACUCUAGAGGCCUUCUCGGCUCCAGUUUUCUGCAAUGGACCAGACAGAAAUGGUUUUAAUGUCAGCAUACGCAGAAACCUGCAGCAGGUAUUUGGAGAGGAUCGGAGACUGUGGUUUAUCCCCGUCUGCACAAGCCAAGGGAACGGUCACUACUUCCCCUUGAGGAAUCGGAGUUCUGAGUCCCAGAAUCCCCUGUUGGCUAAUGAGGACAUGUGGGAGGAGUCAGAUGAUGGCUCUGAGGAAGUAAGCUUGGUUGAUGACCAAGACCCCUCUGUUACCAUAGAGAUGGAGGAAUAGUUAUUCAACAAAAGGACAUUUUACACUGGUACGGAGCAUGUAGAUAUACAGUAUAUUGUGCACACUGUACCACAUGGUAGAUGCAUUCCAAAUGAUAUGGAUGUACGACACUGAAAAACAAAAAUCUGACAAGGGCCAAAUGAGUGGAUAAAAACUGUCCAUGGCCACUCGUACCCUGGCUAUUUUACAAAAUGAAGAACAGCGGAACUCACUGGAUGGAUGGAUCACCUCUGCUCUCGUGAAUGGACACACAUCAGAUGAUUCAGACAAAAAAAAAAAAACAUCUAGUCAAAUAUUACCUCGCAUACAAGAAGGCAACUGUUGAUCAUCACAGGUUGUAUGUUUGCCUUUGUUCAUCUCAAGGCUCCGGCCUCUGUUAAUUAGGAAGCUUCUGUCCGACACUGUGAUGUUUUAUACGCUCCCUGUUUCAGUGUUGGGCUGAGUUUACAGUGUUGCACCUUUUAGAGUUUGAUCUGUGCAGGGACCUCACACCCUUGAUGCUCCGGAGAUCUCUUGUUGAGACUUAGUCGUCAUAUCUCUAUCAGUUUGGGUCUUGUGGAAUAAUAUUUUAUUUCAUUUUCUUUUCAAUGAAGAUAAACAUAUUAGAAUACCUGCGCCUUAUUACUAUAUUUAUACCUGUGUUUUGGGAGUUUCUCUUCUCCUAAGAAUGUAUCCAGCUUCCUGCUCAUUAGUACAUUGUGCCAUUUUAGGCGCCUAUUUACAACAUUACUAGUUUAUAUCUGUUGCUUUAGUUGGCAGCUACUGCUCAUUAUACAUCAGUAUUCAGAAUAUUCACCAGGGGAAUCAUAUCCUGAAUAUAAUGUGUAUCAUGACUUAAAUGCUGAUUAAAAUAAAAAAAAGCACUGAAUCUUUAUUUUAAAGUCUACGAUGAAGAUAAAAAACAUACAAAUAUUUAAAAAAAAUUAAGUAUCAUAAUCUUGUUUUCUAGUAUAUCAGUCAUCCCUGUGUAAGAUAAAACUUCUAUGUGGAGACAAAGUGAUGAGAAAGUAAAGUGAUAAUAGUUUUCAUCACACAGGGGAGGAUAUAGAUUCUCCUGUUUUCUUCUUCUUAAUUUAGAUCUUUUUAAACAUGCAGUUUACUGUACAUAUAUAAAUGAUGACUGACGCUCAUCCACUGGCUGGCAGAGGUCAGUGAUCUUCUGCAAUAUGCGGUUCUGUUUUCUUUUCUACUUCCUGUGUUUAUGUAUUUGGAAUUUUAAAUACCGUUGUAACAGAUUCUUCUCAUCAAGGCCAUCGGGCUCAUGGACAUGGCCACUGUACUCGGUUCACAACCAUUUCUGUAAGUGAGUGAGUCGGGCCUUUAUCGAACCUUGAUGCUGUUUGAUUUUUAAUCUUUAACUGUGCUGGGUAAGCCAAAUGAUAUGCUGCUCAUGUCUGAGAAAUACAUUGAUUAAAACUGUUUGUCAUUCUGUGCAUGUGUUAAACAUUAGGAUGUGGAUGUUGAGUGCUUCAUGUCGUCUUGUGUCUAUUUAUUGUUCUUAUGUUGUUUUUUUCCCUGUUUGAUUCUGAACUGCUGCGGGCGGUGUCUGUUUAUUUUGCUCUAUCAAGUGACACUUCUAAGCAAUGUGCUUUUAUCUGAUAGUAGGAUAUUUAUAAAAACAAGAUAAUAUUUUUUUCAUUAUGCAAACAGGACGUCAGUAUUGCUUAAGCACACGUGGUCCCUUUUGAAUUGUCUUUGGAGUAUGUGAACGUGGUACUUCCCCUUUUAAACACCCAAACCACCAGAAAUACUGACACUGAUUCAUUUUCUGUUCUGUCUGUUAACAAAUAUAAAUUCUUUAUUGAUCCAUCACUUGUUGUAACAUGCAAAAUAAAAUGCUCCAAGUUGAACUCUC